This is a messenger RNA of Hipposideros armiger (great roundleaf bat), 7280 nucleotides long. RefSeq names its product zinc finger BED-type containing 4 (gene ZBED4). The transcript has 3 exons. Lineage: Eukaryota; Metazoa; Chordata; Mammalia; Chiroptera; Hipposideridae. Bases 2486 to 6019 code for a protein of 1177 amino acids. Gene Ontology annotation, molecular function: DNA binding; protein dimerization activity. The record is from RefSeq and is a predicted model, not a curated record.
CAGCAAAGCCCCAUCCAACAGAUUCCGCUAUAGUUUUGUUUUUGUUGAAAACUGGACAUCAGAUCCCUCUCCCUCUGGAGUUUGUUGUUAUAGCUAGGGUUCAUUUUGUUCUGUUUUUGCCUAUUUGUUUCAUUAGUGACUUUACUGUAAUAAUUCUGAAAAGUCUGUAUUCCUUGUAGUGUUUGAUCACUUAAAUCUCUGCUUGCUGAGCUUGGUGGUCAGUUACUGAUGAAUCAGAGAUUUCCUUAAAUGCUUUGAACAGAUGUGUCUGGCACCCUUGCCAGGGGACCUGUGUAUGUAUGUGCUGGGACAGGCCUUUGUCCUCAAGCAGUUUGUCUUGCCUUCACCUUCUGCUCGCACAGGGCUUCAGGGUCAGCCAGAGGGAACACCUCAGUCUUUCCUGGCUUGUGCACAGCUCUGCACAUGCCCACGCCCUUCGACGUCACCAGGACUCUGUCAGCGCUCUUCAAAGCUCACUGCAGACAUCUGGUUCCCAGGCUCUCGCUUGCCUCACCUGGUGGUGUAGCUUUAGGCAGCUGUGAUGUUAAAAAAGAAAAAAGCGCAGCUGUUUGUUUUCAACUAACACCCACAAAACAAGCUCCAAGUCAGGUCAAAUAGCAACCGUGCUCUGUGAAUGGGGCUUUCCUAGGGACCUGUAACAAAGGUCAAAUAGUGACAGUGUUGUAGAGAGGGGGGCUUUUCGAGGGGCUGCAGACCUGGUUUGCCCCCUCGGGUGCCUGCCAGGCUGUGGAUCUGCACACCUGCCGCGGCUGUGGAGCUGCUGGCUUCAUGGCUGCUCAUGGGAAGGAAGGGUGGGAGGUCAUGUGCACAGCCUGCUGUCUCAGGUCGAUCGUUCUUGCAUUAGUGCUCCUCGGGGUGUGCAGGCCCCCGGUUAAUCCUGAGCUCUGCACUUCCUUUGCUUGUCUGGAGCAGCGGCUGCACAGAGGUCCUCCCCAUGCCACUCAGGACAGUGGCUGGCUCCGAGGUCUCGCGGGGUGUCCCCUCGCCCUUCUCGCCCUUCUCUUUCCUGUGUUCUUUCGUCCUCGAGUUUCUCCCCAGCAGUUUCUCGUUACUGCGGGUCUUUGCCCUGGAAGGAAGCUCAGGUCCAGCUGCUGUGGGCCUCCCCUUGGGCCCCGAGCCCCCCUGCUUUACUGCCAAGAACACGCCUCCUGAUUCCAGCAGCCUGGUCCUGGCACUGCCAGAGUACCUGUGGGCUCCCUGGGCAUUAUCAGUGUGGCACAUGCCCAAGGCUUCCUUCUCUUUUCUCCUGUGCAGAUCCAGUACCGUACAGGCCUUGUGUGUGUGCAUGGUUUGUCCUCGGCUUAUACUCUGGAGUUGAGGAAAUAGCGGAUCAGUUUUGUCUUGUUUUGAUGUUCUCCAUGAGACUGUGGUUCCCUGUUCUAGUUCUGUGCUGUAUUACCGACAGAGACUAACUGCUUAAAAUGAAUAAAAUAACCACCCUGAAGAGGGAAAACUGACCCGAGAACCUCUUGGACACAAUGCUUGCUUCUAUAUGCUCAAGCCCAAAGACAGACGUUUAUAAACUAGUAUCUCUAGUUAGAAAGCUUGUUCUCCCUCCUGGGUUAGCUUCUGAAACGACUCUCUGGGUAUUGUAGAACUGAGUCAAUGCGUAAACCUUUUAAGGUGGCAGGGGCCAGAUUUCUCACUGCUGGAGAAAGAAGUUACAAAGACGGAAAAAAGGAGGCUAGAAUGAUCCUGUGGUGUUGGGUUGAAAUUGGAGGUGUCAGCGUGAAGUUAGGGUGUUUAUUACAUGCAUGUCAAUGUGUGUGUGUGUGUGUGUGUGUGUGUGUGUGUGUGUGUGGUUUUUAGUUAAUCCAUCGGAAGGGCCUAGAAGCAAAGGCCCCCAGUGGCAGUGAGCACACCACACACCUCGCUCUCUACCCAUCAGUAUUGUUUUCAUUACUCUGUCGUUUCUGCAUCACUGAACUUUCGUAUGCAGUUAUAUUCUUUCUGCCUGAAGAACACUUGCAUUUCCUGAAGUACAAGUCACCAGAACUUUGAAGACAUCACUCCUCUGUCUCCUGGUUUACAUUGCUUCUCUUGAGAAGUCUGAAAACAAUUCCUCAGGAAGUUUUCUCUUGUAUGUUACAAAGACCAGCAUAAUGAGCCCCGCGACUCAUCACCCUGCUUCAACAGGAAAUGCAGGACCAUCAAGAUGGCGGCUAUCCUGUUUCCAAGAUGACAGGCAGGGCUGCACCGCAUGAAUGGACGUAUGCAGCGUGAAGGACUUACCGAGCUCCUGGGAAGCAGUGGUCUGCGCCCUAAGAUGAUGUGCUCAUGAGUUGCACACUCUGGUUUUCAGUGAGAUGUAUGAUUGGCCAUAUUCAUAAACAUCCCGAAAGACAGAACUGUUGAAAUCACUGAAGAAAAUGUACAUUUGGGGCACAAAUGCGCAUUUGGAUCAUUUUUUUUACCAACCUAAGAGAUCAGCAUGGUGAAGCAGCCGGAAUAGUUAUGGUCAGCCAUGGAAAAUAACCAGGAAACUCAUCCCAAAGCGGGUGGUGAUUUUGUUUCCGAUAAAGUAAAUUUUAAAAUAGAAGGGGAAGAUGUUGGUCAAAUUCCGAACCACAGUCUGGAAAGAAUGGACUUUAAAAUUGAGCAAGAGGACAGGAAACCAGCUGACAGUGGUGACGGACGGGCAGAGACCAGAGAAACGAGCUGUGGCUGUGAGCCGCCGGGGAGGUGUGUCCCCGCCGACGGCGAGGACGAGUACGGGUCCCUGUUCUCACAGUACAGCAGCACGCUGUACGACGUGGCGAUGGAGGCUGUGACGCAGAGCCUGCUGUCCGGCCGGAACAUAAGCUCCAGGAAGAAGUCUCCGGCUUGGAAGCAUUUCUUCAUCUCUCCUCGGGACAGCACGAAAGCAAUAUGCAUGUACUGCAUGAAGGAGUUCAGCAGGGGCAAGAACGAGAAGGAUCUGAGCACCAGCUGCCUCAUGCGCCACGUGAGGAGAGCGCACCCCACGGUGCUCGUCCAGGAACACGGGCACGGCGCCGCCUCGGCCCUGGCCUCGCUUUCGCCCCCGUCGCUGCUGCUCCCGCCACAGCCCGCUGAGGUCGGAGACCUGGGUGCUGUGCUGUCGCCCAUCAAACUGGUCCAGAGGAUGGCAUCUAAGAUCCCGUCUCCCGAUCGAGUGACAGAGGAAUCUGUGUCUGUCAUGUCUUCUGAAGACAUCUCCUCCGACGUGUCCACCUCCGAGAAGUACGGCCGGGAAGAAGCCGCGGCGGGGGCCCCCCCACAGCUCCCCACGCCCCACUACGAUGAAGUUGCAGAGAGCGGGGCAGAGAGGAGCCUUGCGCCUCACAAGGGCACAUCCGGGUCCCGCCGGCGAUCGGCGGUCUGGAGGCACUUCUACCUGUCGCCUCUCGACAGCUCCAAGGCCGUCUGCAUCCACUGCAUGAACGAGUUCAGCAGAGGCAAGAACGGGAAGGACCUGGGCACGAGCUGCCUGAUCCGGCACAUGUGGAGGGCACACCGCUCCAUCGUGCUGCAGGAGAACGGCGGGGGGUCGGCCAUCCCGCCCCUCUACUCCGCGCCCCCCACGCUGCUGCCUGCCCCUCCGCCCCCGGACGGAGAGCCCGGCUCCGUGUCGUCGUCGCCGGGGAGGCUGGUCCAGCCGCCCCCCUCGGCAGCCUCCUCCCCGGACCGGCUCACAGAGGACCUGCAGUCACAUCUGCUUCCCGGAGACGCGCUGAUGGAAGACGCAUCGGUGUCAUCGCCCUCUGAUGCUGCCGGUGAGGCAUCAUUGGUGUCCUCUCCCGAGAAGCGGCAGGGUGACAGGUUGAGCCCUCGCAUGUUUGGACCUGGUGCUGCAUUCCAACAGAAUAAAAAGGCAGUGAAGAGACUGAAGUCCGAAGUGUGGCAUCACUUUUCGCUCGCCCCCACGGACAGUCUGAAGGCAGUGUGCAGACACUGCGGGUGUGUCAUCAGUCGGGGGAAGAAGGGAGAUGUGGGCACGAGCUGUUUGAUGAGACAUCUCUACCGACGCCACCCGGAAGUUGUUGGGAACCAAAAGGGCCUUCUGGGGGCCAGUUUGGCAAAUUCUCCGUACGCCACCUUGGCUUCUGCAGAAAGUUCCUCCUCUAAAUUAACUGACUUGCCAACAGUGGUUACAAAAAACAGUCCAGCUCUAUUUCCCGUUCACAGCAAAAAGACCUCCAAGCUGUGGAAUCAUUUCUCCGUCUGCCCUGCAGACCCCACGAAAGUCGUGUGCCUGCACUGUGGCCGGACGAUAAGCAGGGGAAAAAAGCCGACCAACCUGGGCACCAGCUGUCUGCUGAGGCAUCUGCAGAGGUUCCACGGCAGCGUGCUGAAGGCUGACGUCCCCAAGACCGCGCUGCCCCCAGCUCCAGGCGGCCGCGAGCCACUGAGCACAGAAUUGUCAGGAGCCUCCUCCUUUGACGACACCGAUGAGAAGUUCUAUGACUCUCAUCCAGUUGCCAAAAAAAUAACGAGUCUCAUAGCUGAAAUGAUUGCACUUGACCUUCAGCCAUAUUCUUUUGUAGACAAUGUUGGCUUUAACAGGCUGCUCGAAUACUUGAAACCUCAGUACUCUCUGCCCUCACCUUCCUACUUUUCCAGGACAGCUAUCCCAGGGAUGUACGACAAUGUGAAGCAGAUAAUUGUGUCACAUCUCAAGGAAGCUGAGAGUGGCGUGAUCCACUUCACGUCCGGAAUAUGGAUGAGUAACCAGACCCGGGAGUACCUGACCCUCACCGCUCACUGGGUCGCGUUCGAGUCAUCGGUCCGGCCGCACUGUGAGGAUCACCACUGCUCAGCACUUUUAGAUGUGUCACAGAUUGACUGUGACUACAGUGGCAACAGCAUUCAGAAGCAGCUGGAAUGUUGGUGGGAGGCCUGGGUGACAUCCACUGGCCUUCAGGUCGGUAUCACGGUGACCGACAACCCGAGCAUAGGCAAGACGCUGAAUGAAGGGGACCACUCAAGCGUGCAGUGCUUCAGUCACACGGUUAACCUCAUCGUCAGCGAGGCCAUGAAGAGUCAGAGGAUGGUCCAGAACUUACUCAGCAUCGCACGGAAGAUAUGCGAGCGGGUACACCGGUCACACAGGGCCAAGGAGAGACUGGCCGAGCUGCAGAAGGAGUACGAGCUGCCGCAGCACCAUCUCAUCCAGGAUGUCCCAUCCAAGUGGAACACGUCGUUCCACAUGCUUGAGCGGCUCGUCGAACAGAAGAGGGCGAUUAACGAGAUGUCCAUCGAGUGUAACUUCAGAGAGCUGAUCAGCUGUGACCAGUGGGAGGUCAUGCAGUCCGUGUGUCACGCGCUGAAGCCCUUCGACGCCGCGAGCCGGGAGAUGAGCGCCCACGUGUCCACGCUCAGCCAGGUCAUCCCCAUGAUCCACAUUCUAACCAGGAAGGUCGAGAUGCUGUUCGAGGAGACGAUGGGCAUCGACACCAUGCUCAAGUCCCUGAAGGAGGCCAUGGUGAGCCGGCUGUCUGCCACCCUCCACGACCCCAGGUACGUGUUCGCCACACUGCUGGACCCGCGUUACAAGGCCUCGCUGUUCUCCGAGGAGGAGGCCGAGCAGUACAAGCGGGAUUUAAUCAGGGAGCUCGAGAUGCUGCAUUCUACCUCAGAGGACACACCUGUCUCCAACGGGUGUGGUCCAGGCUCCCCAUCGAAGGACGCCGGUGGGGAGGACAACCUGUGGUCACUCAUGGCCAAGAUACAAAAGCAGGACCCGCGAGGAAAGACGAAAGUCCCCGAGGACGCGGUGCUCGCCUAUCUGGAGGAGGAGGUGCUAGAACACGGCUGUGACCCGCUCACCUACUGGAACCUGAAGAAGUCGGCCUGGCCGGGCCUCUCCGCUCUGGCUGUCAGGUUCCUGGGCUGCCCCCCGAGCGUCGUCCCUUCGGAGAGGCUGUUCAGCACACACACCGAGAAUGGUAGCUUCGGCCAGUCCAGGCUCACGAUGGAACAUUUUGAAAAACUGAUCUUUUUGAAAGUGAAUCUUCCCUUAAUAUACUUUCAGUAUUGAGACUCGCAGUGGAGCCACCGGCUGAAGACCCUGUUGCUUGUUAGGCACCAGCUGUUUGUCCCGGGCUGGUGGCUCCUCCGGUCGGGGCCAUGUAGGACAUCAGACCAGGCACUCUCAGGUCCACGCUGAGCUCCCUCUGCUCUCACCGUAAUGUCUACAUGUGCCUUACUCCCAGUCCUUCAGGCCAGGAAUCACGGCGUGUUUUUUUAAGACGUCCACUAGAAAUAGCCUGUCUAGUCAAUUAUGAAAUACGAUGAUUAGGUUUGAAUCCAUAACUGUAAAGUUUUUUAAAAGUUGGGGGUUAGUAAUUUGUUUCACUAGAAUGGCAGAGAAGAUGUAAACAGUUUUAUUCUGUAGGCUUUUUAUUCAAUUAUGUAAAAACCACAAAUCAGGUACUGUAUUUUAGUUAAAAAUUGCUUUAAUUGCAACAAAACAGCUUUUGUGGCUGUCGAAUAAAAUCUGUACAUAGGAGGUGGAGUUGAAGCCAUCCUGACUGAGCGGUUUUUAAGUGCAGGCUCUAAAGUAUGUAAGGAGCACAGAGAAUAUUCUGGAAGAUAGCUGUUUACUAUAAGAAAGACGUGGCAUUUGAAGACAAAACUAAACCGAGGUGGAUCACCGAGUGUCGGUGAUACCGUGAUUGGUGAGAACGUCCCAUCUCCCGCCCUGCAUUCAGGUCUCACGCGGCCACGUAGCUCUGACACCCGACUCGUUAUAAGGGCGUCAGGCCGUGCACAACACACUCGUUUACGGCAGUGCUGGUGAUUAAGCCUCCAAGCCUCUGACGUAGUCUCUGCACUUCAAAGCCGUCUUUUGAAAUUUGUGUAGUGACCGCCAGUUUGAUCAAAUCAUGUGUAAAAUUCUUUUUUAGAAGAGAUGGCUUAUCAACAGGGAAGACUUAUACGGAGGUUAAGAGUAGGGUUAGGUGUUUAGAUUUAUAAUAGGGAACAUUCAGCCAUCACUGGGAUUAGUUGUAGGAUCCCAAGGACGUCAGAAUGAAGUGUGAGCUGUCAUAUUCUUUUAACAAUAAUAUGUCUUCAAAGUUUUUGCUUCAACAGGUAGGAAAGGGUUCAUUUUCUUAUUUCAUACCAAUUAAAUAUUAUGGGUGAAGCAAGUCACUCCUUUGCCUCUGACCUUUUAGAAAAGUUGUUUUGUUAAAAUACUGUACCUAUUAUUCAUCUGACUUUGCAUUGACUAUGUUUUAGUGUAUUUAUAAAUGAUGAGCUCAGUUUCUGAAAUUAAACUUUUUAUUUGUGAUUUUCUA